Molecule: messenger RNA, 1768 nt
Organism: Spea bombifrons (plains spadefoot toad)
Lineage: Eukaryota; Metazoa; Chordata; Amphibia; Anura; Pelobatidae
Product: keratin-3, type I cytoskeletal 51 kDa-like
Exons: 8
Coding region: 43-1575 (510 amino acids)
Molecular function (GO): structural molecule activity
Source: RefSeq, a predicted model, not a curated record
CUGCUUUGCUAUAACCAGGAAGAGGUCUUUUGCUUGGACAACAUGUCUUAUAGUGUUAGACAGAGCUAUAGUUCAGGCUCCUACUCUGCAGGCCAAGGUGGCGGCAAGAGUGGAGGCUAUGGCCAGUGUGGUGUAGGAGGUGGUGGUUAUGGUAGUGGCAUGAUAAGUGGUGGUGGCUAUGGUAGUGGUGGUGGUGGUGGCGGCGGAGCUGGCUAUGGUGGUGGAGCAGGAUAUGGAGGUGGUGGCUAUGGUAGUGGUGGCGGCGGUGGAGCUGGCUUUGGUGGCGGAGCAGGUGGUGGAGGCUAUGGUGGUGGCUCUGGAGUUGGUGGAGGUAGUUUUGGAGGUGGCUUUGGAGUUGGCGGAGGUGGCGGAGGUGGCUUUGGAGUUGGCGGAGGUGGCGGAGGUGGCUUUGGAGGUGGCAUUGAUAGCUUCUUCUCUGGCAAUGAGAAGCAAACAAUGCAGAAUCUCAAUGAUCGGCUGGCCGCCUACCUGGAUAAAGUCCGUGCAUUGGAGGAGGCGAAUGCUGAGCUUGAACGUAAGAUUAAGGAGUGGUACGAAAAGAAUCGUCCCGGGAGCGAAACGGGUGAAAAAAGGGACUACAGCAAAUAUUACGUAAUAAUUGAGGAUCUAAAAGCUAAGAUUCUUGCUGCGACUAUUGCAAAUGCGACCAUAGUGUUGCAGAUUGACAAUGCAAGGUUGGCUGCUGAUGACUUCAGGAUGAAGUAUGAGAAUGAGUCGGCCCUUCGCCACAGUGUGGAGGCUGACACUAAUGGCCUGCGUCGGGUCCUGGAUGAUCUGACUCUUGCAAAUUCUGACCUGGAAUCGCAGGUUGAAAGUCUUACCGAAGAACUGGCUUACCUGAAGAAGAACCACGAGGACGAGGUUAAAAAUGUACAAGGAACGACAGUGGGCGAAGUCAACGUUGAAAUGAAUGCAGCACCGGGUAUAGACCUGACCAAACUUCUAAAUGACAUGAGAGCCCAAUACGAGGCCCUGGCUGAGAAGAACCGCAAGGAUGCUGAAGACAGAUUCAACCAAAUGAGUGGCGAAUUGGUUAAAGAAAUAUCCGCGGGGGCGACACAAGUGCAAACAAGCACAAGCGAAGUAUCAGAACUACGAAGGACACUUCAAGCCUUGGAGAUCGAAUUACAGUCGCAGCUUGCCAUGAAACAAUCUCUAGAGCAGACACUAGCAGAGACAGAAGGCCGUUACUGUGUCCAGCUUGCACAGCUACAAGCUCAAAUCGCUAGUGUGGAGGAGCAGCUGGCCAACAUUCGAGGAGACCUGGAGUGUCAGCGUGCCGAGUACGAGCAGCUGCUGGACAUUAAGACCAGGCUGGAGAUGGAGAUUGAGACGUACCGCAAGCUCCUGGAGGGCGAAGGGGGUAUCGGUCAAGGCAGCAGUUCCGGGCGAGGCACCAGUUCGGGGCGAGGCAGCAGUACAGUACAACAAUCACGUGGUUCGGGUUCAACAUCCAGUACGGGAUCUGUGACCAAAAGAAGAGUUAAACAGGUUAUUGAAGACAUCGUUGAUGGAAAGGUUGUGGCAACCAGAACAAUAGAUGUGGAACAAUAGGUGUGAGAGACGGGAAGGCCACCAUUUUCAAGGAUGAGAAGAAUCCAUGGCGUUCUUUGUUUUGGGCUUCCUAUGGGUGCCACAGGUGUUUCACUGUCAGUAUGUCUGUCUGAAGUCACUUUUUGUCUGCUCAAUGUUACUUCCCUUCUGUUUUCAUAACUUACCAAAUAAACACUUUUCUGAUGCAAGAUAA